Suillus paluster is the source of this 2260-nucleotide messenger RNA. RefSeq lists its product as uncharacterized. Gene Ontology annotation, molecular function: protein binding. The transcript is spliced from 9 exons. Bases 73 to 2172 code for a protein of 699 amino acids. NCBI's taxonomy places the organism in Eukaryota, Fungi, Basidiomycota, Agaricomycetes, Boletales, Suillaceae. The record is from RefSeq and is a predicted model, not a curated record.
GAAACGGCAUGACUCCUUUUUACGCGUUCAUCACCCACAAUUCAAGUCACCAGUCUCAAGGACUGCAGUUCAAUGGUUACAACAAGAUCAGCCUCUCGUGUAGUCGGGCACGACUCCCUCCAAGUCAUGGUCUCAAAUCCAGGAAGGUUUGUCCCUCAAGCCAGUGACGAGGAUUCAGAAGGCUCGGACCCUGGUCUUGCUCCACACCGCGUUAGGAAAAAAUCCAGGAAAGGGGCCAAAUCUAAAUCUUCAAAGAAAUUGAAAAGACGUGGACGACUCGACCUAAUGCCCACCAUGAACUUAGAUAUUCUGUUUCAUGUCAGGUUUAAGCAUACAACAUCUUCACGCAAGACUCACGAGUUGGCACAGAUCCUCAGUUUUCUCCAUCCAAUGGACCUUUUGAAUCUGUCCCGAACAAGCAAGGACUUUCGAAAUUUAUUGUUGCGGCGAUCAUCCGCUUCUGCUUGGAAAAUUGCCCGCCUCCAGAUUGAGGAUCUUCCUGGUUGUCCCCCAGACAUGAGUGAGCCGCAGUAUGCAAAUCUCGUUUUCUACCCUCAUUGCCAUGAUUGUGACAAAGUUGUCCGAAAUGUUUUGUGGCCACUUCGGGUACGGUACUGCCCAAGAUGCAUUGAUGAAAACACUGUUAAUCGGUGGAGUCCACAUGGCCGCAUCCCGUCGUUCGAUUUUGACCUACCCAAUGUCAUUACAUACGGACCAGGACGACAAAGUAGGCAGUUGCUCCUCAAGAAGGCACACGAUGAACUACUUGUCGAGCACCCGAAGACGCCAGCAGAUGAGAUGGCAGCUUUCCUUACUAAGAAGCGAAAACAUGCUGCUGAGGUCAUGGAACAUGCCAGGCAAUGUGAGCGGUGGUCAAAGUCUGUCGCAAGUUCUCGCAAACACGAACUUGGCGACCUUAGACGCAAUCGGCAGAACGCAAUUAUUGCUCGCCUUACCGAAGCAGGUUACAAGCCUGAGUUGGACUAUAUCGAUAUUGAUUGGUUGCGAGACCAAGCGAGAACAUGGUUCAGGGAACCAAAGCCUCUUACGCAGAAAUCAUGGGAUCGUAUGUGCCCAGUUUUAAUCACAACGCUCGACCCUGUUAGGGCCCGUCGCCUAGAGGAUAAGGUCUAUGGUAAUAGGCGUCGGAUUCUCAUGGAUGAAUACAAGAAGUACCUCCAGCAGCCUCCUCCCCCUGGCGCAGCAUUUGACGUGAUGCCGCACGCCGUUGAUGUAGCAGAGUUCGGCCCCUUCAAAGAUCUCAUCACGUCACCUGAAUCAACCACAAUUGCUGCGACUUCGUUCCUCUCUGCUUUUCAGCAGCUCCCGGACUUGGUAUCCUCCUGGAGAGCCAAAAUCGAUCACGAUUUUUUGGACCUGGUCCGCUUUCCAGAAAACCAUGGCGAUAGUGGCAAACAAAAGGGCUCGGAUUGGCUGCAGUUGGCGACUGCUGUAUUCGUCAUGGAAUCCGGUAAUGAUUGUCGUCUCAUGAUGUAUCCCGAUGUACUCUUGUGGCCCGGAUUCUUCUCUUUGUCAUCCAUCCCGCAGAAUGACGAGCUCUUCCUACUACGAGCGAAACAGUUUGGGUGCUCCAGGUGGUCCACCGCACAUUUUUCUCGGAUCAAUGUGUUUUGGGGAACCGCAGCUGUUGUCCAGGCCGCCAACCUUGACCCAAAGACUACGCGUCGCGAAGACAUGGACAGGCUGGAUGCUCGCUUUGCAUGCGGAAAGUGUUCCACGCCGGGUAGAAAGGUGGUUAUGACAUGGGAAAUGGCGGUAAUGCACAGCUACCGCUUGCACCGAGAUCAGCAACUUGAAGAGAUCAAGUGGUCAUUGAUAGAGGGUGACGAGUUAGCAAAUGUCAAGAAUUAUGAGCGAGAGGUCAAACCUCCUGUGAAGGCAGAUGCUAUCGUGCAUUGCGCCUUGUGCCAGCAUCAUUUGCGCGAUGCACUGUCGCUUACACCCAUCCUGAACCAUCUGGCUCAGAUUCAUGGGAUUCCCUUGAAUAAGGCUGAACAAGGCGCACACUACAUUCCUGAGCGUAAUUCAAUAUCGGUGAUUUCUAUGGUUUUGGACAGUGAUGGUAAAAUAUCAAACUAUGCUUCCCAUCGAUUAGUUCCGUCGUACUCCAGUGGGGUAGAACUCCUUUAUGGCAAGAGUCAUCUAGUGUAGUACAUAGUUCCCAUUUGUCUCAUUCUUUAUACCUCGCUGAAUACUCAUUGUACAACCCAAACUACGAAUCCGAACCUACUAGACUUUG